Cavenderia fasciculata is the source of this 339-nucleotide messenger RNA. RefSeq names its product UPF0139 membrane protein. The record is from RefSeq and is a predicted model, not a curated record. Lineage: Eukaryota; Evosea; Eumycetozoa; Acytosteliales; Cavenderiaceae. Gene Ontology annotation, cellular component: endoplasmic reticulum membrane. Gene Ontology annotation, biological process: protein insertion into ER membrane. Gene Ontology annotation, molecular function: protein folding chaperone. Bases 1 to 339 code for a protein of 112 amino acids. The transcript is spliced from 3 exons.
AUGAAUAAAGAUCCAAGAAGACAAGCAACAGCAGGCUUUGAGAUGCAUCCACAACUAUCUCAACAAGAAAGAGAAGCUCAAAACUUGGAUGUUUGGUCUCUUCUUUGUUUCCUUUCAGCUUUUAUGGGUAUCUUUUUAAAGUAUAGAGUUUUGGUUUGGGUAUCAUUAGUAUGUUGCUGUGCAUCAUUGGCAAACAUGAAAACUGCAGAUAGUGGAUUGAGAGCAAUGACUUCAUCUGUCACUCUCAGUGUAAUGGGCUUGUUCAUGGCAUAUCUUGGCAGUCAUCAAAUACCAUUAUUAUUGGUUCCAGUCAUUGGUGGCAAAUCUGAUAGUUGUUAA